CAAACACACUAAGCAACAAUUAAAGCUUUCCAACAGAGAUUUAAUUUCUUCCUCUCCAUGGCGACGGUUUCCAAACACAACCACAAGACUCUCUCAACCGCUUCCAACCUAGCAAACCUGUUACCCACUGGCAACGUAUUGAUCUUCCAAGCUCUGUUACCUUCUUUCUCCAACAAUGGAAAUUGUUCGCUCGCCCAUAAGUACCUAACCUUGGGACUCAUUUUCAUUUGUUCUCUAGCCUGUUUCCUCCCAUCCUUCACUGACAGCUUCGUUCAUGAUGACGGGAAGCUCUACUACGGUAUUGCCACCAGCUACGACGUGCAGCACUGUUUCAUCCCCAAGGCGGGGCCAAAUGAGGAGGCACUGAUCGAUCACGAAUCUGCCUCUGGGAGCUGGGCUUUUGGGCAGUAUCCUGUUCAUGAUUUUUCUAGGAAACGAAGAGGGAUUGGGUAUGGAGAUAUGGCCAUAGGGAGUGGGACUACUGCUCAGGAAGAAAAGCAGCCAAAGGACAAGCCUAAGGAUUUUGUUUCUCUUGUUUGGAUCGAGGGAGGCUGUGUUUGGUUUAGGAAAGUUUUCCCUCUUUAUCAAUAAAAUUUUAAGCUAUCUUAGAUUGUGUUUGGGUUUGUUGGGAGCUACCUUGAACUUGAAGGUGGGUUGUGACUUGCACCAGGAGAAAGCACCAGGAAAAUGCAUUCGGAUUGCAGAACAAAGUCAGCAAAUUUCA
Molecule: messenger RNA, 724 nt
Organism: Rubroshorea leprosula
Lineage: Eukaryota; Viridiplantae; Streptophyta; Magnoliopsida; Malvales; Dipterocarpaceae
Source: the annotation of a GenBank genome assembly